AUCUUCUUGCCCCGGACCCCAAACUUUGUAUGUACCCCCCUGUGUUAGACUACCUCCCUUCAUGAAUCUCAGAUUGAAACAGAGCAGCUCUUCGCUCGCUGGUGUGGUCACCGUCCUCCUGAAACGCUCUGAAACUUUUCCGAUCCUGCUUUGCCCGGGAUAUCAGAGACAGAAGAGAGAUCGACCCGGGAAGAGGAAGAACAGUGCAGUUGCCAUGGGGACUGAAAAUCACUAAUUCAGAGUCAGACAUUUGGCCAGUUUGUUUCGAAGAAGAAAUUUAGCCAAUCUUGUUUAACUUUUUCAUUUACAGAGUUAAAUUAAUUUAUUUUUAUUAGCUUUAAAGAAAUACAUUGGAGCUGGAGCCAUUUGUUUUCUAAUCACGCGUGGAAUUUAUCGAGGGGGGAACACAUAUCGACGUAGCACCGGCAGUUAAAAGUUAGCAGAGAGAUAAAACUAUAGAGGAUGUAAGUAAGAGGAUGUUCUCCGAAUAACUACAAAUACGUCUGAUAAGGUGUCAGAACAAAACACACAAACAUGGUGGAGAAGAAAAAUGUCGGAAGGCUUCUCAACCUCACAUUCAACAAGUCCAUAAAGGUUAAGCCCCAGACCACAACAAGCCACGACCUGACUCUGCUGUUAGAUCAAGGGGACAGAGACUUAUGGUUCAGCCAUCUGAGUAAGGAGGGCUUCCCCGACAGAGUCUACCUGCUGGCAGCUGCUAUCUUCCAGAACCAACACCUGGAGAAGCCUGCAGCUCACCGGUUCAUAAAUUAUGGCAAAGACCGGGGGCUCCCAUUGCCUGAGUUCAGAGAUGAAGACAUGCAAAGAGCAGCUUAUGAGUUGGCUUUCAGUACUCUUAAAUAUCAAGAGCUGCUGGAGGAGGUCCUGAUUGACAGUCGUUUUUGUCGCAAACAACCAGUGCCAGCUGACCAGAUGGGCCUUGUCGCUGUCAUGCUCUUUGACUUCCAGGACAGGAAGUUCCCCAAACGGAAACGCCAGAGGAAAGGGGAGAUCAUAGAGGCUGUUAUAGAAGUGGAGAAUGUUCUCCUCAGGUUUAAAACCAAACUGGCGGCUGCUUUGGCCCGCUGCAGGCUCAGACACAACCACUCGUGCAUUGAGUGCUUCCUGCCAGAGACUGUGAGGAAGAAACAGGAGAUGGCCCUAAAACUUCCUCUGUACGCAUGGGUCAACACACUGAAGAGCAGCCUUGAUGAGGUCCAGAGUGUGCUGAGGAAUGCAAGCUUCUCGCAGGUGAAAUCGAUAGAACAACUGAAGGGUCAUACGUUCUGCCAGGACCCCCACUGUGGGGAUACUCUGGUGUUCCCAGCUCAGCUGAAAGCUCAGUUGUACUUCAGCAAGCUGCUGCGUGACCGCAAACUCAUCGCCCAGGAUAAAUCAUGCUGUCUUGGCCCGAAUGCGGCGUGCUCCCUCUUACCGGAGAAAGGAGAUGUUCUUAUGGUGGGCUGCUUCUCGGGUCUCACUGUGUUCCACGUGGCGUCCCUCAUUUCACAGAAACAUAAAGCAGACAGCAAGAAUCAGCCCGUUGUUUAUGUUUGUGUCAACGACUGCACAGAGGCGCAGAGGGAGAAGCUUCGGCACACGGUCUCCAUCAUGGGCUGCAAGAAUGUGAAGCUGAUGCAGGAGGACUUCCAGUCUUUGGACAGAGGUGAUAAGCGACUUCAGAAGGUGCGCGUUAUCCUGCUGAUCCCCAGGUGUUCUGUGUCUGCAGUCAGUAACCCUGUGGAGUUCAUACUGCAGGAAAAUGGAGACACAGACCUCCUGCAGGACCUAUCCCGCGGUCCUAUUGCCCAGAGCAAACUGGAGUCUCUGGUUGCACAGCAGAAGAAAGAUAUCGAUCACGCCUUGAACCUUCCCAUUCGUUUGGCGGUGGUGUACUCCACCUGUUCAUCGUACCCAGAGGAGAAUGCGGAUGUGCUAAACACGGCCCUGCAGAAGGCCAGGGACUGCCCCCGACAGAAGGGGAAACCAAAACUCACAAACUUCAGGCCAAUCCCACCCCCGUUCAGCUCCCCUGACCACGGAGAAGCCGCAGAGGAAACCGAGCCCUUCUUCAUGCUGGAGCCCACAGAGUUUAGCAACGGCUGCUUUUUGGCUGUUGUCGACAGAAAGCCCGAUCCAGCGAUCCAGGAAGCACCGCGGGAUUUAAUCGCCAGAGCAAAUGCAAAAGGCCUCUUUGACGGGAUCGGCGUGAACCAGAAAAAGCACCACGAGGACGCCGGUGGGGCGAAGACAACAGCUCAGGCUCUCUGCUCUCAGGCCCAUGUCUCUGCCUGCACGCAGAGCAGAAAGCAGCAAGCCAAAGGCAGCAUCAGGCAUCAGGAGCUCCAGCAGCCAUCACAAGGAAAACUCCAAGUGCCAUGCUCCAUCUUCCACUCCAAACAAGAAUGCCCUCCAAACCCCUCCUCCUCCUUUAAGCCCCACAAAAGCAGACCAGCGAAGUUCCCCACUAAAACCUCCAGUACGCUGCGGUCUGCCGUUCCUCCCUCCAGCCCCGCAGCUCCAGUCGUUCGUCCCCGUAGAACCCGGGCGGAUGCGCAGAAGCCCGUGGUGCUCGUCCUGCCGGUGCUGAACUUCCCCGGCUCAUUCCAACCUCAGCACAGUUGCAGAGGGUCCUUUCCUGGAAGGUGGAAGGCACCACAGCACCAUUUGUAACCCGGCGUCCCCGCACGCGUCAUGUGAAUGAAUCCCACCCUCCUCUUGGACCUGUAAAAUUCUAAUGGAACAUUUCUAAUUUUGCGUGAAAAAGGAUCCGUCAUUAAAGUUUUACCGAGCUGCAGAAUCUCCCGACUGUCUUCUCAAACGCAUCUAGAGGCACGAAUGUGUCAGAGAGAUCAAACGUGCAGACAAAAGGCUGCAGACCCUUUUUGGCAAUGCAUUUAUUGUCACAACAGAUUACAUUUACAUGGUGAAGAGAUGGGUGACAAACAGAAAUGAGAAGUUUCGCAUCGCUUUGUUAAAAGUUCACUUUGAAUUAACCGCAUCCACAGAGUUGACGCCGAGUGCAGGUGGAGGCUCCAGCUGUAGGAGCUUUGUCAAAACUUUUAACAGCAUUCUUGUUUUUUUCUUCAUCUGACUGCUAUUCGUGUUUCUUUGUGGGUUUGGACGUGGAUUAUUAUUGUGAGUGAGAGUACACAGGUUGGGCUUUCUGAGGAUGAGAAAACACAGAAUCCUCACACUCGUUCUUUUCCUGGCCACUUAUGGUGCUGUUGAGCAUUUUGGCCACAGGCGCUUCACUUCUACCCGCCUGGGUUUGGAAUUCCUUGCAUCUCUUGCAAUCCUGGGUAUCUGCAUAAAAACUCCUGAGGAAUUUAUCAAGUUUAGACAGAAGCAUCUCGACAUUCUUCAGCUUUAAAAGUCUUUUUUUUUUACCCCUACCUUAAAAAAUAAAUUACAAUCUUAAGCAUCAAAAUGCAUUAAAAACUAUUGUUUACUUCUCGACUAAAAUAAGAAUGAACCAGUAACCAUCAUUAAUAUUUUCCACACUCGGCCGUUCUUUUCCACUUGGUCAUGAGUCGGGAACACGGUUGGGCAUUGUUCGUGUGCCCGUGUAAAUCUAGUCAUGGAUGAGUGAAAAUGAGUCCUUCUGAGAGCUCGCAUCUUCUCGUCUGCUCACCAAGAACUAAUCGGCGUUAAUCACAACCCCUCCUAUCAGGAAAACAUGCAAAAGCAAACCCCACUAAUCAGAUCUCGCCACCAGUCUGUAUCUACAAAACUUGUGCUCUGUUUUUUCUCUUCAUACAAUCAUUUACAUACAAUUCAUUAUUACAAUGACUUCACUCGUCUUAAAAGAAGCUUUUGUCUCGUGUCACAAUGAAGGCUUCAAAACAUCUGAAGUCUUUAGUGGAGCAGCUGCAGGCUGUUGUUGGUACUCGCGUUCGGUUUUGCACGAGUCAAGUCAUUCACUUGUGAAAUUUCUCAUAACAGUGAAAACCUCCUUUCUUUCUUUGUCCUGGAAGUCUGCUGCAGCUCAUCCAGUCUGGGAGGAAAAAUGGAGAUGAACCUGGUAACUUGCUCGAUAACCAGUUUGAGAGGCGUGUUCCUUCUGGAUCUUCUAAGUAGUAUUCCAUCUAGUGUAAAGAUCCGCUUGGACAAACCGGCAUUCAAGGGUCAAAGGUCGACCACUGAUUCCCGCUUUCCCUUAAUUCUUUAAGCAUCAUCAGGCAUUUCUUGAUCAGUGGUGAUGUUUGGUAUAUUCUAUAUACAUGGCUGGUACCAUGGCUGGUACUGGUUAAGUGUCGUAGUGGUGACGGUGUAGAGUGCGGUGCAGUCAGUCAGUGGUCAUUGCUGGGGAAGUUCAGAUGGCUGUUUCUUGGGUUUCAAAGUGUCUAUGAGAGACUGGACGCUGCGUUUUACGCUGGUGGUGACCCGGCGGGUUACUGAGUCCGCAGAGGGAGACGAGGACGAGCCGGCACGCUGAGAGGGCGGCCGUGCCACCAAACACUUCUGGUACCGGAGC
Messenger RNA from Nothobranchius furzeri (turquoise killifish), 4477 nucleotides. Its product is annotated as putative methyltransferase NSUN7. The record is from RefSeq and is a predicted model, not a curated record. Gene Ontology annotation, molecular function: methyltransferase activity. NCBI's taxonomy places the organism in Eukaryota, Metazoa, Chordata, Actinopteri, Cyprinodontiformes, Nothobranchiidae.